Messenger RNA from Suncus etruscus (white-toothed pygmy shrew), 2237 nucleotides. RefSeq names its product coiled-coil domain containing 170 (gene CCDC170). The coding region runs from base 1 to 2223 and encodes 740 amino acids. Gene Ontology annotation, cellular component: Golgi apparatus. Gene Ontology annotation, biological process: microtubule cytoskeleton organization. Lineage: Eukaryota; Metazoa; Chordata; Mammalia; Eulipotyphla; Soricidae. Gene Ontology annotation, molecular function: microtubule binding. The transcript is spliced from 11 exons. The record is from RefSeq and is a predicted model, not a curated record.
AUGGGUCCCAGAUGGCCAGAGUCUGGGUUUGCAGUGACUGGGCAUCUGGGCAAGGCACACUGUGCUAGUGGAGCAGAUGUGAAGGCUGCACUGGAGAGGUUGAUUAUUCAUGCUGUUUUUUCUGUUUUAUCUCUUGGGGAACACUGGCAGGACCCACACGACUGUCUUCCAGAAGUCGCAGUCACCCGAGAGCAGUUUCACCACUAUCGAAAUGUGGCCGAGAAUGCCCAGAGCGAGCUGGCGGCCACUUUGGUCAAAUUUGAAUGUGCUCAAUCGGAGCUUCGAGAGCUCCGGUCUAAGAUGCUUUCUAAAGAAGCUUCUUGUCAAGAGUUGAAAGCAGAAAUGGAGAGCUACAAAGAGAACAAUGCCCGGAAGACAUCUCUCCUCGCUUCUCUGAAAGACAGAGUUCAGGAGCUCGAGGAGGAAUUAGUAGUACUUUCCAAUUCUAAGACCAGAAUGGAAAUCACAGCUCACCGUACUGUUAAAGAGAACCAGGAGUUAAAAAACAAAGUUAUAGGACUACAGGAGAAAUUACAAAAGUGUCUAACAGAAAAUGAGGAGACAAAGAAUCAAAUCUCAAAUUGCUGCAGGAGACACCAGGAGUUUCUAGUUCAGCUUCGAAACAGCUUGGAUCCCAGUGAGAAUUCAGAAGCUUCCGAGGAAGAAUUGAUUCUAAAGCUUCGAGCGCUGCUUCGGGAAGACGCGACGCUGAGGGCCCAGGUCGUGGCCCUGGAGGAGGCCAGCGCGGCGCAGGAGGGGGCGGCCGAGGCGAGCAGGGCGACCUUGUCCCGGCUGGCGGCGGAGGCCGAGCGGGGACAGCGACAGGCGGCCGCCGGGGCGCAGGAGCGGGACCGGCUGAGCCAGGAUUUGCUCCAUGCUAUUGAGGCAAAGGAAAGCCUGGAAAGGGAAGCAAAAGUCCUCCAAGAAAGAUUAUUUGCUGGCCAGCGGCUCUGGGGGGCCUCGAAGCAGGAGUUGAGCCUCCUCAAGGAAAGUUUCUGUGAGCUGGAGAAGAAUCUGAAGGCCAGCGUAGACACGGCUGCUGUCUUCCAGAGCAAGUACUCCUCAUUCCGGGAGAAGAUCGCUGCUCUCCUGCAAGGGAGCCUGGACAGGGUUGGGACCACAGAAGGUGCCAUUUUGGAGAAAAUUCAAGAAAUGCACCUCCAGGAUGAGAGCAGGAGAAGGAUGGUUUCCCAGCUUGAAGCUCAAAUUUCGGAGCUGGUUGAACAGUUGGGGAAUGAGUCUGGAUUUCACCAGAAAGCUCUCGAGAGGGCCCAGAAGGCAGAAAACAAGUUGGAGAUGCUUCAGGGUCAGCUGAUACACCUGGAGGGAGAACUGGUUUCCAGAGACAUUUUGCGAGACAACUUGCAUUUUGAGAAACAAAAAUAUCUUAAAUUUUUGGAUCAGCUUUCGGAGAAAAUGAAACUGGACCAGAUGGCAGCUGAUCUUGGCUUUGAUAUGCGUCUGGAUGUAGUUUUAGCUCGAACGGAGCAGCUGGUCCGUCUAGAAAGCAACGCUGUCAUUGAAAAUAAGACAAUCGCCCACAAUUUACAGCGGAAGCUAAAAACUCAGAAAGAAAGACUAGAGAGCAGAGAGCUUCACAUGAAGCUUCUUCGGCAGAAGAUCAUCCAGCUGGAAGAGGAGAAGCAGGUGCGCACAUCGUUGGCCGUGGAGAGAGAUGAGGCCCAGCUCACCAUUAGGAAGCUGCAGAAGAAGACUGAGAGGCUGCAGAAGGAGCUGAGUGAUUGUCAAGAGUUCAACACUGAGCUCAAAGCCAAGUUGAUGGACACCAGUGAGCUGAAGAUUAAAACUUUGGAACAGAUCAAAACCAUUGAAGACCUAAAUAAAUGCAAAGACAAGCUGGAGAAGAUGAAGGAGAAAGCUGAGAAAAAGCUUUUGACACUGAAAUCAGAGUUGGAUAGCACUGAGCAUGAAGCUAAGGAGGAUAAAGAGAGAUCCAGAAAGAUGAUCCAAGGCAUCACCAGUGAAAUGAAGACCCUAAAGAAAUCUCUAGAAGAAGCAGAAAAGAGAGAAAAGCAGCUGGUAGACUUCAAAGAGGUGGUUUCUCAGAUGCUGGGCUUGAAUGUGAGCAGACUCGCUCUCCCGGACUAUGAAAUCAUCAAGUGUCUCGAGCGACUGAUACAUUCAUAUCAACAUCACUUCGUUACCUGUGCCUGCCUUCAAAAUGUGACCAGUGGGGGAGAGAAACAACUGAAAGACCUAUGAAAACUUCUCAAUGG